GUCAGGAGCACAAGGAGAGAAUGGAUAACUUUUUUUAAUUUCCAGAGUCUGUCCGGUGCCGAACAGCCAUGACCCGCCGUUUAUUGGGACCAGGAGCCCUGGUUCUGUUCGCGGUCCUUGUAACCGAGUGUUUGGCCAGGAAUGAGGAAGAGCGGUUGAUUCAACACCUGUUCAAGGAGAAGGCUUACAACAAGGACCUCCGGCCCGUAGAAAAACAGGGCGACGCUGUCGUUGUGUACAUCGCCCUCACACUCUCUAACCUCAUCUCUCUGAAAGAGGUAACUGAGACUCUGCUGACCAAUGUGUGGAUGGAACAUGGCUGGUAUGAUACCAGGCUGUCUUGGAACACCACUGAGUUUGAUGAUAUCGAUGUUCUGCGCCUCCCGCCCAGCAUGGUGUGGCUGCCGGAGAUCGUCCUAGAGAACAAUAACGAUGCCCAGUUCCAGGUGGCGUACUACUGUAACGUGUUGAUCUAUCCGGAUGGCUAUGUGUACUGGCUGCCGCCGGCCAUCUUCAGAUCCUCCUGUGCCAUCAACGUCAACUACUUCCCCUUCGACUGGCAGAACUGCACUCUCAAGUUCACCUCCCUGACCUACAAUGCUAAGGAGAUCACCAUGCAGCUGAAAGAGGAGCUGGAAAAUGACAAGUCCUACAAGGUGGAGUGGAUCAUCAUAGACCCUGCAGGGUUCACAGAGAAUGGAGAGUGGGAGAUCAUUCAUAAACCGGCCCGUAGGAACACCUAUAAGAAUAUCCCUAUAGAGAGCAACAAGCACCAGGACAUCACCUUCUAUCUCAUCAUCAAACGCAAACCUCUGUUCUAUAUCAUCAACAUCAUAAUCCCCUCUGUCCUCAUCUCCUUCAUGGCUACACUGGUCUACUACCUACCAGCUGACAGUGGGGAGAAGAUGACUCUGUCUAUCUCGGUGCUGCUGGCUCAGUCUGUGUUCCUGCUGCUGAUCUCACAGAGACUGCCGGAGACCUCCAUGGCUAUACCACUUAUUGUCAAGUAUCUGAUGUUCAUCAUGGUUCUGGUUACGGUGGUGGUGUUGCACUGUGUGGUGGUCCUCAACCUGCACUUCAGGAGCCCCAGUACACACAUCAUGACAGAGUGGACUAGAGAGUUCUUCCUGGAGAGGUUGCCCCGCCUGCUGCGGAUGUCCCGCCCUGCAGAGUCAGAGUCUAGCUGGGAGGGGGCGUUGCCAAGGCGAUCUAGCUCCGUUGGUUACAUUGCUAAGGCGGAGGAGUACUACAGUGUGAAGUCACGCAGCGAGCUGAUGUUUGAGAAACAGUCUGAGAGACAUGGGCUGGCCACACGGGCUACACCUGCGGCAGCUGUGAAGCCCCAGUCAGAUGGAGAGGUGACAGAGCAGCUGUACUCUGAGAUGAAGCCUGGUGUGGAUGGAGCCAACUACAUUGUCAAACACAUGCAUGACAAGAAUGACUACAAUGAGGAGAAGGAUAACUGGAGUGGUAUAGCUCGUACGGUGGACCGUCUGUGUCUGUUUCUGGUCACCCCAGUCAUGACAGCAGGCACCGUCGUCAUCUUCCUCAUGGGUAUCUACAACCACCCUCCGCCCCUGCCCUUCGAGGGAGACCCCUACAACUACCUGGAGGAGAACAAACGCUUUGUCUGAUACACACCAACGCUUACACACUUUCGCACAACGUGAAGCACGGUUCUGCUGUUUGUUCACCUUCACCUUCACUAACACAUCCGCAACCGCCCAAAUAUAAAAUCUGAGGCCUGCCCCCGACCCUAACCCACAAAUAUAGAAAAUGCAUUGUGGGCCUACAGUCAGAUGGCAGAACUAUUUUUGGACAGGCCUUUUUAUAUAGGCCUAUGUUUCUGCUUGUCAUUUCCAACAUUUUGGUAGGUUAUUUGUUAGUCAACUUGCUUGUAAUUAGAUAGGCCUAUAUGUAGCUUCUCUAUUGUCAUUACUAGUUGACCUAGAAGACUAAGUAAACCCUUUACCAAAAUGUAAUAAAUCCAUAGAAUGAAUGUUUCAAUCUACUUGACAUCGGUAAAGUUUGUUUUCUCUUUCAUCUCUGCUUCUUUCGCAGCAAAGACAUGUAGGGCCCGGGGAGAAAAUUCUAUAACAACAUAAAAAAACUGGAAAGAUUUUUUGUGAAAAUUUCCUAAUGACAUCAGUUUGACUGUUUCAUUUUUUUUUUUUUAUCUAUUAAAAAGACCCAACAUGUUUUUGAUAAGA
Messenger RNA from Salvelinus fontinalis (brook trout), 2210 nucleotides. It is a transcript of the gene chrnd, whose product is annotated as cholinergic receptor, nicotinic, delta (muscle). Lineage: Eukaryota; Metazoa; Chordata; Actinopteri; Salmoniformes; Salmonidae. Bases 69 to 1634 code for a protein of 521 amino acids. The record is from RefSeq and is a predicted model, not a curated record. Gene Ontology annotation, cellular component: synapse; postsynaptic membrane; neuron projection. The transcript is spliced from 12 exons. Gene Ontology annotation, biological process: signal transduction; nervous system process; regulation of membrane potential. Gene Ontology annotation, molecular function: acetylcholine-gated monoatomic cation-selective channel activity; transmembrane signaling receptor activity.